AUUCCCUUUACUGUCUACGGUAUUGCAUUACCAUGAGACUUACAAACGUACCCCUGUAAAAUUGUCAAAUGUCGGGCGGCAACCACGGGCCAUCCUAACAUUUUGGGAGUGACGUAUGUCACGUGAGAGCUGUCACUUUUGACACCGUAGAAUGAUGUGUUCUGUGAUUUUACCGUGCAUUCAAUUUCCAGUUUCAAGUUCAUUUGUACAUUUAUUGAAAAUGGCCGCCUAUCAUAAUGAUGUGAUGUGAAUAUUGUGAUUAAAAAUUCAUGUACAUUGGGGUAAAGACAGUGUCCCAAGAAUGGCGUGAUGUGCGAAAGUGCUAAGUUUAAUGGUGUCAAAUCGUAUUCGACUGAGAUACUGGAUCAGAACGAAAUGACACUGAUACCUGAGACUACUUUACAACCCAGCGAAUUAUCAAAAUUAAAACGGACUUUUACAUUUCCGAGAAACCCCUUUAACACAGUUAGAAUGUCUAAUAGAAGGGCGAAAACUAAAGAUGAAAACGACUUGAAGAUAGUUACGAACAACACGAACGAUAAUGAUGUAAAUAAAAAAGUAUUGAGACGUCCAUCCAUUAGAAAGUUUAUUCAUAAGAUUGCUCAGCACUUAGGCGGAGUUCCUGGUAUAAAUCAAAAUAUAGAAAACAACAGGGUGCCCCCAGUGGGGCUGCAAACGUGGGGACCUGAAGACACCCCUGGCGUCACUGGACUGAAGAACCACGGCAAUACAUGCUUUAUUAAUGCUGUCUUACAAUGUAUAUCACAUACCGACAUCCUAGCUGAAUAUUUCGUGCUAGAUAGAUAUAAGAUAGAUUUGUCUAGAAGGAACAAACUGAAUUCGAAGAAAUUUGGGACCAAAGGUGAAGUUACUGAACAACUAGCAUUAUUAUUAAAGGCAUUGUGGGCAUGCCAAUAUAGCCCUGAACUGAGUACAAACUUUAAGCAAGUAGUAGAGAGGCAUGGGGCUCAGUACAAAGGAACCCAACAGCAUGAUGCCUUGGAAUUUUUGCAGUGGUUGUUGGAUAAAGUACAUGAAGAUCUGAAUACUGCUUCGAAGAGAAAAUUCAAGUCAAUAAAGACCUCUGGGAGACCAGACGAAGUGAUAGCAGCCGAAACGUUGGAGAACUACAAACGGUGCAACAACUCCUUCAUCCAAGGCGUCUUUCAGGCCCAGUAUCGAUCGUCGUUGAGUUGCUCGCGAUGCCGGACCCAAUCCAACACGUUCGAUCCCUUUCAGUGCAUAUCUGUACAGCUGCCUCAGUUCCACAAGCAUUCUAUCUACGUUACAGUACUGUACACCUGCCAACAACCUCGCCAAGUCCGUAUCGGCGUGACCGUUGCAUCCGGCGCUAUCGUCGGCGAAUUACGCUCCGUCCUCGCAUCGGACACUUCCAUCGCUCUUAGUGACAUGCUCCUGCUCGAGGUGGGUUCCAGCGGGUUCCAGCGCACGUUGGCAGACGCCCAGCCUGCCGCCGCCAUAGCCGAAGAUGACCCGGUAUAUUGCGUAGAGGCUGCCAGGUUGGACGCUGGAGCGCCGACUACCGGAGAAUAUGUACUGUUGGUGUGGGUGAAUGUGGAAAAGGUUGAGGACGAAGAUAGUGAGGAGGAAUGGAGGCGGUUCGGAAGUCCUUAUACAAUGCAAGUCUCACGAGAAACAUCAUAUGAUGAUCUGCAAAAACUGAUCCUGAAAGAGAUGGCUCCAAUUCUGCACGAUGACAUCUUAACCUCGUCUCAACCACGUGGCAUCUUCAGCAUGCGCGUAUGGGACCCAGCGGCCGCCCCCGACGACCCGCCUCUCUACCUGGACCCCGAUCUGCAACACCCUUUAUAUACGGAGGCGGUUGAACAGGCGUUGGCGCUGUGCGGUGGUGAAGGGGAUGGCAGCAGUGGCGGAGGUGGUCCCGCUCAUAUCAAAUUGACCUUGGAAUGGCGAGCGGACGCCAAGGCGAGCGUCGUUGCUGAUGAUCAAGAUGCGGUGGAGGAGCAUGCUAGCGUCAGGGCGCUCAGGCAGCAAGCCGCUCAGGGUGGUGCUCCAUUAACCUUGGAGGAGUGCCUGAGAGACUAUACAGAAGCUGAAACCUUAACUGACGCCUGGAGGUGUCCUCAUUGUCAACAGUACCAACCUGUUGUGAAAACGUUGGAUAUGUGGUCGUUACCCGAGAUUCUCAUAGUGCAUUUCAAAAGAUUUAGGCAGCACGGUUACCGAACUGGCAACAGCGCCAAACUAACUACCAUGGUGGACUUCCCCGUUACCCGACUCGACAUGUCGCCUCACCUAGCGGCGAAACGUCGUACCAGCAGCGCUCCGCCUCUCAACCAACAAGCCCCGCCUACCGCCGAUGACGGUUGGUCGUCGCCAUGGAAACGCAGCGCCACCUGCAAGACGGCUUUGGGCGGCGACAAUCGAGGAGGUGGGGACAAUUUGUACGAUCUGUACGCGGUUUGUUACCAUCACGGCACCGAUUUGGAGACGGGACAUUAUACGGCUGCGUGUAAGAAUCCGUAUGAUAACCAGUGGUACCUCUACGACGACGCCAAAGUAGUGAACCUAAGCCGUGACUCCACCGACCUGAACUCAGUCCUAGUGAACAACAGCGCGUACAUCCUGUUCUACCAGAAGCGCAACGGGCAGUACGCCAGCUCAAGCUCGAACUCGAGCAGUGCUGCGAGUACCAGCUCGGUGGGGUCAAUGCAGGAGCACUGGGUGUCCAGGAUGCCGAGGUUCGUACCGCCGAAAAGCGUGGCAGGUGCGACGGUUGUGAAAAAGGAAGUGAAGGUGGUUGAGACGGAGAAGGUGGUACCUAAGGAGGAUAUUUUUGAGGAGAGGCAGCAUCAUGCGACGGAAGCGGCGCUCAAGGUGAAAGAGAGCGAGGAGGAUGAUAGGAAUGCUAAGGAGGUAGCACUGCGCAAUUCCCAAAACACCCUCUACAGCAGCCAGACAAGCAUCAGAAAAUCGACAACAGACACCAAACCUCCAUCGGACACCUCUCCGAAGAGCACCGAGUCCUCAAAACUCACCGAAUCACCAUCAACAGAAGUGAAAAAACCUCCGCUAUACACUACCAGCAUUUACAUCAACUCGUCUGGAAACGUGGACAUCGAGACGAGAUGUACCCAGUCUCCAGUGCUUAGCAAUGCGAGGUUGAGUGCAGAGGUAGAAGAGGAUGUCGUGUUGAGGGAUGGCAAAAAGAACAUUGUGUACACUACAACAGCGUCUGUGCAUAGACACUCUGAUAAUGUCAGCUCUGCGAGAGAACACCGGAACGCUAGGAGUCAGUUCAGCUUUAUGUCACCCCAACCUGUAAAAAAGAGCCAGAUGACGCCACAGUCUGUGUAAUUUUUUCAAGAAUUUCUUUAGAUGUAAGCAAAAGAAACGAAUAAUCAUUGGAAAAUAUGUAUUUAUGUAAAUAUCUAAUUAAGCACUAAGUGAAUAUUCGAAUCAUAUGUAAGAUUAGUUUAUUAUAAUAUAUAUUGAACACCCAUUGCCUUUUCGGUAUAUCAAGGAAUCUAAGAAUAUUUUCACACGAAACUUUAUUUGCAUAAUUCGAAUAUUAUUUAGUAGAUAAUUUUCUACUGCUGAAGUAUAGUACUGUAAAUAAUGCUUUCAUUAAUUUUUAAUGAAACUGAUCAUAUUGAAAUAUUUCUAUCCAAGUCAUAAUUCUCUCGGAUUCCUUGAUAUAUGUACAUUAAAUUUUGUUUUUAAUUUAUAUCAUUAGGCUUUAUAUCUAUAUCUUCAGCAGUUUUUGUUUUUGAAUAUUUUAUUAAAUAUUGUUUAUUCGUUUUGUUGUUGUUUAUUUUAUCUUGUGUGUUUAGAUAUUUACUUUAAAAUAUUAUUUAUAAACUCUCUGUAGUUUUGUAGUGUACACACAUUGAUUUAAGUAGACCUUUGAUUGAAAUGCAGAUAAAGUUUUUAUGAGCCUCUGAUUAUUUUAUUUCUUUAAUUUUCCGAGUAACAUCCCCAAGACUUCUCACAAAUCGAGAAAUAACGUGCAUAUAUGUCAUUAAAUAAAAUACAAAAAUUUGUGCAUGCUUCAGAAAAAGUGACCUGUUUUAUUAUAAAUAAUUAUUUCUCGAUAUUGUUGAAACAUUAUUCAUUCGCCCCAUUUCAUUAGAAACCUAGAUAAUAUGAGCUGUCGUCCAAACUAAUAACAAAUCCUAUGAUUUCUCGCCAUAAUUGUAACAAUAUUCAAAAACAAAUUUGAUUCUCCAACUUUAACAGCCUGUGUCAAAAUAUAAAAGAAAUUCAAUUAUCGUUAAAAAUCAUAACUUUACCACCAUAAACAGUCGCUUCUUGGACACUACUUCGAUUUUUGCCCCGAUUCAUCAAAUUAUUCUUACAUUUUUUACUUGGGCGACAGUGUUGUUAGGAGGAUUUUUAUAUACCUAACUGAUUAGUUUGUAUGGCAUUUUCUCAAUACUCGCUAAAAUUUUGAAUCUAUAAAGUAACAUGAUGGCGAAAUGAGUAAAUCUACCGUGAUAUUUAUACAUUAUGAAAUUAUUAUCAAUUUGUAUAUGAGAUUUGUAGUUUGCUAUACUAAAA
This is a messenger RNA of Acanthoscelides obtectus, 4542 nucleotides long. The record is from the annotation of a GenBank genome assembly. Lineage: Eukaryota; Metazoa; Arthropoda; Insecta; Coleoptera; Chrysomelidae.